Sarcophilus harrisii (Tasmanian devil) is the source of this 5492-nucleotide messenger RNA. RefSeq names its product ataxin 10 (gene ATXN10). Gene Ontology annotation, cellular component: cytosol. Lineage: Eukaryota; Metazoa; Chordata; Mammalia; Dasyuromorphia; Dasyuridae. The coding region runs from base 99 to 1730 and encodes 543 amino acids. The record is from RefSeq and is a predicted model, not a curated record. Gene Ontology annotation, biological process: neuron projection development. The transcript has 12 exons.
AUUGGCUGGCGCUGGCGAGGCUGAAAAGGCGGGACGGGAAAGGAGGCCGUCGGGGAUUGGCGGCGGAGACCUUGGGGGUGGGAUUCAAACCUGGAAGGAUGCGGCGGAGGAAGAAGAGCGAGAUGCUUGAUUGGGGGAAAGUCCGUUGGGGCGGGACCGGAGCCGCCCAGGAGGCGGGCCCUAAGCCGGCAGCGUACAGCGGAUUGGAGGGAAGGCCCUUAUGGGGCGGUUCCCUGAGCCCAGGGACCGCCCUUCCGCGAAAGAUGGCGGCGCCCAGUGAGACGUCGGGCCGAGCGGGGUUCAGCUCCGGGCCGAUGCAGGCGUCGCUGGAGGAGCUGGAAACCGACGACGAGCCGGAGAAGCAGCUGGAACGUCUGCACGAGAUCAUGGAGCUGCUCCGCGAACAGCACCUCAGAGAAACUGCACCUGAGCGUGUCUUCCAGAGCAUCAGGCAAAUCCUGAUAAAAUCCUCCCGCCAGGUGCAUCUGGCCUGCUGGGACGAGGGCCUCCGGGGACCUCUGGAGCCCCAGCUGCAGCUCCUGGCCGAGUGCUUCCGCUGCCUGAGGAAUGCCUGUGUGCAGUGCCCUGGGAACCAGAGCACAAUCAGGAACUUGAACUUGAUCGGCAGCACAGUGGAGCUCAUUGAUUUAUUUCAGAAGCUGGACAUGGAGCAAGAAUCCCAUUUGACAGCUUUUCGCUGCAGCCUGCAGUUCUUGGGCAACAUCGCAGCGGGGAAUGAGGCUUCGCAAAAGGCCAUCUGGAAGGCCGCCUUCCCAGACCUCUUCUUGUACUGCCUCCGCCAUCCAGAUGAGAAGGUCGUUGCCUAUGCCUCCAUGAUCCUGUUCACGUGCCUGAACGCCGAGCGGCUGAAGGACCUGCAGACCAGCAACCUGCGCGUGCCUCUGCUGGUCAUUGAGGCCCACCGGAAGCAGCCCGACUCCGAGUGGGCCUUCCUGAUCAUUUCCAACUAUCUGCUGAAAAGCCCGGACCUGGUGAGAGCCAUGUACUCGAAGCUGAGCAACCCAGAAAGGGUUACACUGCUUGAUCUCAUGGUGGCCAGGCUGGCAGGGGGUGAGCCGCUGGCCAGAGAGGACCUGACCGCUUUUCAAAGUCACGCUGAAUUGGUUGCAAGUUGUUUCCAAGAAAAAUGCAAAUCUGUGCUGAAGCUUGCCUCAGAGUACGACAAUGAUGAGGAAGCCCUGGCCACCAUCAGGCUCCUCCAUGUCCUUUGUGAAAUGACUGCCAACUGCGAACUGCUCGGCUCCUUGCAAGCAUUCCCUGGGCUUCUGGAGACGGUUGUUGAGCUCCUGCGGCUGGCCCACCUGGCUGGGAAGCAGACCUCGAAUGUCUUCACGGUCGCCGCGUGUAUGCGGGGCGACGGGGACAUCGCCAACCCCGCGGCGGGCUUCAAGUCGCACCUGGUUCGCCUGAUUGGGAACCUGUGUUACAAAAAUAGCAAGAACCAAGACAAGGUGUACGAACUGGACGGCAUUCCCCUCAUUCUGGACAACUGCAGCAUGGAUGACAACAAUCCCUUUCUGAAUCAGUGGGCAGUGUACGCCAUACGGAACCUGACCGAGCACAAUAAAAGAAACCAAGAGCUGAUAGCAAAGAUGGAAGACCAUGGACUGGCAGAUACAACCAUGCUUAAGAAAAUGGGUCUUGAAAUUGAAAAACUAGAUGGGAAGCUUACUUUGAGAUCCACAAGAAAAGGUCCUAGUUGUGAAUAAUAUCGCCAUCUGACUCACGGCUCAUGGCUCCCUGGGAUUUACCAUCCUUGCAGGCUGUGAAAUUGCAAGGGUCUGAAAACUAUCUGACAGUGCAAAGCUAAAAAUGCCUUAAGUUUGGGAAAGCCGAAUGAGACGCCCCCAGCCCCGAUGGGCACCUUGGACAUUUAGCGGUUUGUGCCGUAGAAUUGCCAUAGACGUACUGGAUGUUGCGAUAAUAAAGUUUUCUGUUUGGGGUGGCACGGGCCUCCUGUGCUCUGAGAUCUGGACGUUUGUUCCCUCCUCCCGCUUCCACUGCUGAGGGUUCCGAGCUCCCCCUCCUGCCUCUCCAAAAGCGGGACAAAACUCACUUCCAGGGAGACGCAGAAUGGAAGCACCCCGCCCUAUUGUCCUUGCUGGCAGUGAAUGAUGAGGCCCAGGGAUUCAAGGGGCCGGAUUUAUGCUGCUGACCCCGAGUGGGGUUCAGAGACAUGGGGCCCCUGGAGUCCAUUACCCUGGAAAGUUUCGCGCCCGCUCUAACGUAACUACCUCUCAUCUGUUCUGCUCUACUGAGCUGGCUCAGAAGACCACUACGCGUUGUCUUUUGAAACUCCAAAAACCAAGAUGGCAAAGACAGGCACUGGUGGCUUCCAGGCGAGUCUGGCGGAGAAGGGAGCGGCGACGGGUAAGGACAGAGGUCUGUCCUCGGGGAUUCAAACAGAGCCUCCCAUCCCAUCUCCAGCGACAGUAAUAAUGCGCAUCCAAUCUGGACGUGCCCCUAGGGACCACUUAGCUCCUUUUUUAUGGAUAAGCCCAAAGGAGGGGACUGGCGUAGUCCCCCCCCACCCCCCACCCCGGCAGCCAGUGAUAGAACCGAGACUCAAGCUCAGGUCUUCCGCUUUUAGGUCCAAAGGAGCUUGGCCCUCUGCGUUCUAGCGCGGGAUUUGCCAGGGGAGUUCCCUCGCCCCUCGGGCCGUUUCCUUGUCUGCUAGAGGGAAAUCGCAGCGGUCCUGGGCCGCACGCCCGUGCUCUCCCUCGGGCCGGGCCUGCUAGCGGCCAGAGAAGCCCGUUCCCAGUGAGAGCACGAGACGAGGAGGCAGCGCCUGCUCCCGCGCCCGCUUUCCCACGCCAGUCGCUGAUCCUGAAACAAGCCAGCCGCCCAAGCCUGACCGAGGGUAGGACACCCCUGGCCGGGCCGUUCCGAAGCAGAAUAGCCCCCGCCUCCUCGCAGCCAUGUCUAAAUUGCUUUUUCACAAACCCGGAGACUUGGAAGAAUCCAGUGAAAGCUUUCCAAGGCGCUAAGUGAUGGCCCCCGGGUAUUAACGCUUAGGAAGCACUUUCAAGUCGGCGGGGGUCCUCCAAAGGCUGAGAGGAGCGUUUUCAUCACCUCCCGGACAUUCUUUCAGGAUAGAAACCGAGGCAAAUAAAAACGCAAAGAAUUCCCUUCUGUUCUGAAGGCACUGAGAGUUAAACUCCUACCCACAAAACAAAUCGAGAUGGAAGCCUGGCCUGAGGAAAAAACAGUAGGGGGGACAGAGGGGUCUCUUUUUCUCCUUUUUUAACGAGGUUGCAAUAGACACUUUUUUUUUUCGCCUCAAUGGUUGUCUGGCCACCAAUAGAAUCACGCGAACACGGACUUAGACACCACAUAAUGGGCGGCACAAAUAGCUAAAAGGGAAUCUUCUGGGAAUGGACGAGGGGGGUAAUAGUUAUGUGUUUUCUAAAUAGGAAAUGGGGGGCUUUCAGAGUGAAAACAUGCUGAUGACUCUAUUGUGAGCGGCUUUUGAUUCCCUGGGAUAGAUUAAUUCUUCGGAGACAACAGCUGCCCUGGCUCCCCCGGUGCCGCGGGAGCCCCGAAAGCCUUGUCUUACACCCCGGGAGGGAUUAAUACGCCAACAACAAAAUGAGGAGGAGGCGAGGGAGCGGCAGCCUGGGAGAGUUUGGGAAGGGUCAGGAUGGCCUCAGCAAGUCUUGUGACCGCCUUAUUGCUUUCAAGAGCUCACGGACAAACAAGCCCCGUUUUGGAGCCUCCCUUUAUUUUAAAAGCAACAGGGAAGAUGGAUUGUCUUCCUGGUAAUGAAAUCUCCCCCGUUUCUCUCCUGCUGUGUCGCAGUGGAUCGUCUUUCUCCCCAUGCUCUCUAGUAACUUUGGGGCCGAUUCUUUCCUUUGCCUCAGGCCCAUCCCAUCAUCUCAUCCCUAAAAGCCUGUGAGCUCUCCAAGAGGCAAGAACUGGGACCUCUUCUCUCUCUGCGCCCCCGACUUUACUCCGCCCUAGCAUACAGUAGGAACAUAACUACUGCAUCCCUUUUGAAUGAAGGAAUUUCCAGGGAGAUUUAGCUUCUUUCAAUCCUUUAAGGAGAGGGGUCACCAGCAUAAGUCUCCUGAAUGAAUAGAUGAAUGAAUGAAAAGCAUUUGUUAAGCACUUAACCAUGUGCAAAAAAAGAGGGGGGGGGCUACAGAACAGCAACCUCUGAGUGUUGGGCACAGGGAACAGCUGACGUCCCAGUGAUUGAAUACCCUGGUCUGGGGAAGUCUUCUAUGCGAUUCAGCAGACAGUACCCUUUGCUAGUUGGUUAGAUGGGUGUGAAGAAGAUCACAAAAGGUAACAGACCCUGUAAUAACUCUGGCUUCCUUUGUGCUUAAAAGCAACUUCCUGGGUUGCAGCUUAGGUAGUAGCUCCCAUUAACUUCUGAGGGGGAAGUGGUCUCUUUCCACAGGGGUAGUUGGCUGAGACUAGCACCUGCCUCUUGGAACUAACAGUCAAGGGUGGGAGGGGAGAGUGGAGAUGUAGCACGUACUCAGGCAAGGGAUGAUUGCUUUGGAAAACUCCAUCUGCCGUGGAGUCCUUCCUUCUGUAAGGACAGACCUAGGCAGAUCCAUGCCCAGUCUGUUUUCAGAAACACAGCAUCCGAUCAGACGAUAGGGAAAUGGAAUAGAUUAUGAGCCACCCCACCCUUCUUUUCGGGUACUGAAAAAAAAUAUCAACCCCGAAAUGAGGGCUUGAGAUAGAAAGAGAACAACCAUCGGUAUACUUUCUACAGUUGAGAUGGUGAUGUUCCAUUUACCCCAUUGUUUGCCAUCCCUAGAAAAUAAAGCUCAUGAAAAUAGCCUGCCCUCAGGUGUAGGAUAGUGGGGUGAAGGUAAAAAUUUGACAAAUGGAUUUAGAUUGAGUAGGGGCACUAGCUUUGGAAUCCAAGUUCAAUGCUUGCCCUGUAUAGGGUCUCUGGGUGCUGUCCGAGGUCCUGAUCAUCCUAUAGGCACAGAAAAUCACACAUCCUAGCAUUUAGCAUUGGAUGAGAUGUUAGCUGUAUCAGCCUUCUUAUUUUACAUAUAACUAAGACCCAGAGAAGUUACACUGUUUUAUUUAAAGAAGAGAAGCUAUUUCUGUGCCUUCUCCGUGAUUGGUAGAACUGUACAGCUAAGCAACACAAAGUAACAUACUAUGCCUGAUGGCUCAUGCCCUAGACUCCAACUGCCAUCUGCCACAUCUCUGUCAAGAGAGAAAUAUGUUUUCUCUUGAAUCAAGAGUAGUCUUUGUAUUGAUUUGAGUUCUUUUGGUCUGAGAUGAUCUUUUAGUGGUUAAUAGUGUUUCCAGUUUCAUCCCUGGGGUCAUUGUGUCUGUACAUUUGAUUGUUGCUUCAUGAAAGCCUUCCGGAGUUCCUCAGAAUUCUUCUUGUUUGUCUUUUCUUACAAGGCUUACAUUAAUAUCCACAGUUUGUUUAACCAUUUGCCAAAACCCACUUUGUUCUCAAGUUUUUGCUAUUGAAAUACAUUCCCCAUUUAAUA